GAGAGAGGAAGUAGUGAACUCUGAGAAAACUGUGGGAGGACGGAGAGGGCAGAACAUAGAGAGAAUAAGCAGAUGACAGUAAAUAAGAGAGAGAGAAAGAGAUGACUCAGAGAAAGAGAGCAGUCAUAUUUGCGUCAGCUAAAACCCGCUAAUGCGAUCAAGAUGAGUGUCUGCCGCUGCUUCGCACACUGCUUCACUCAGGCUCGAUUCGUCCUUCUUUUUUAAAUUCUCUGCUUUUCUGUGGCCUAGUCAAGAAGUAGCUAUCACACCCGAUCUGGGAACACUUUUGAAAGACUAGAGAUGGGAUCAAGAGGUCGAGGAAAGGAAGGAACCAUUGGCUUCUUGGUGCAAGGUUUACAAAUGAAGAGCUAGGAGACUCAAAUUGUUUCCUUGUUAUGGAACCCUGGAUCUAAUGGUAAAUUUAGACACUUUGAAAGUUAUGUUUCAUGGUGAAAAUUUGUUCUGCAAUGCCUGAUCUUGUUGUGUUCCUCUUGGACAUAAAGUUUGGUUAUUUUCUGAAGUGGACUUUUCUAUAAAAAAGAAAAAAAAUCCUUCUCCACAACUUCACUUUAGAAAGCUUGCCCUGGAUGUGUGCAAUCUCAGUGACCCAAAUGACCUCAGAACGAGGACAGUUGUGUCAAGAGUGAUCUCACCCCCCUAGUGAGGACAGUAACAGGUUGCGACAUCACCAAGACCAAACAUCACUGACCAACAGACUGAGAGAGACCACUGAGGAGAAAAGACCAGCAUUGCGGAAGCAAGGUCUGUUUUAGCAUUUUGUGUGGGCAUCUGUAGCAGGGCUCUAUGGAAUAGCAGAGGCCAUUGGUCAUGCCUGUAGCCUUGCGCACAAGGAGCUGGGAGGAUCAUGUAACCCCACACUCGAGGAAACAGUACAGCUAUGAUGACCUUGACCUAGUUUGUUGCCAUGGCAGUGGUGGAGGCAGUGGUUCCCCUACAGGACGAAGAUGGCGAGCAAGAUGUGCAUCGAUGCCAGAAUGUUGCCAUCUUGAAUGUUGCUUUGAAAGCUGUCCUGGGGAAGAUAGGAACAGGAGGAGGAGGACUUUAUCUGGUACAUUUAAGGGUAGAGCAGCUAGCUAUGAAGGUAAAAAUAGUCAAGCAUUUAGCAAGGGUCACACUUUUGUGACAGUCAGAAAAGUACUGGCAGAUGAAGACAUUAUCCAAUCAAAAGACAGACCAUCAAGUUGCCACCAUUCAGCACCCAUUUCCAAUCAUUCCCCUUAUAAAAGCCUUGAUGAAAUACAUAAGAAUGAUGACACCAUGAGCAAAACUGUGUCCACAUCCUCUGGCAGUUCUGUAGAAGAACAGGUAAAAAAACUAGAUUUCUUAACAACACCUGAAACCAAGGACAUCUCCAAAGAUAAUGCAAAAAUAAACUUUCCUGAAAUUAUCCCAAAUCAAAUGACAAUAGAAUUAACAGAAAAACCUGAAACAAAUCAUGUACCAAAGGUAGAAGACAACACUGGUGAUCCUGUGGUAGAACCAAGCAUGCUACAUCACCAACAGGUAAUGAGGGUAGGUGUAGAAGCAACAGCCACAGUUGAUGAUAAUUUUGAUCUGGGGGCUUUGCUUGUACCUGAUGAGCAUAGUGUUGCCAUCAUGGGUACUAACCUGAUCACAGAGAUCCAGCAGUCUGAAGUUCCUCAAAUUCCCAAGAAUAGUGUUGUUCCAGAUGUUAUCAUUAAUUCUAACAUUCCAAACUCUGAUGAUAACCAUGUAGUCACAAGCAAAGAGGUUCUGCAGGUUCACAACCUCAAUGCAUCCACAGAACUUGAGUUUUCCACAUGUGUAUCCAGAAGUACCAGUAAUCCUGACAAGUGCAGAGAUUGCAACUCCAAACUGGACACCAUUCCUGAAGUUUCCUUUACAGAGUUAGGGGAGGAAGCACUGGGUUCAGUGAAGGAGGACAUGCCUGGCUCCAAUAAUACCACAACUUUAGUGGAUCUUCAGGGUGCUGGAAACAUCAAAGGCAGUUCAGUACAACUGGAGAUGCAAAAGGAUACCCCUGAGGCACGAUUUCUGGGAAAUAUCCAAAACAACAUUACUGGGGUCUUGUCAGACUGUGAGUCUUCAUUACAAAACAGGAUGGAAGCAACUGAUCAUGUGAUGAUUCUUCAGACAAAUCUAAAUAUGGAUGAGGUACAGAGAGACUCCAAACCUCAGGAAGUUCCUGUCAGGCUCCGCACACGGAAGAGCUCGCAGGAGGAUAAAGAGCGGGAACGAGCUCAACUGGACUCCAUGGUUCUGCUCAUAAUGAAGCUGGAUCAGUUGGACCAGGAGAUUGAGGAUGCUUUAAGCUCUGCCCCUUCCCCCAAGGACACACCCACUCCCAAGAGGUGCUUCGUUUCUGAAGUGGACUUGGUGUCAUUGGAUGGAGAUGGAAGUCUCUCAGGGUCUUUGUGUUCCCUUAACACUCCUCAUCAUCAGUCUUCAUCAUCGCUGUGUUCCAGCAGAAACAGGGCAUCUGCUGCAUUAUCAGAAAAAGACCAAGCAGAGAUCGAGGCGAAGGAGGCGUGUACGUGGCUCCGUGCUGCUGGUUUCCCCCAGUAUGCUCAGCUGUAUGAAGAUGGUCAGUUUCCCAUCCAGAUUGCGUCAGUCACCAGAGAUCACGACUUUCUGGAUCGAGAUGCCAUCGAAGCACUUUGCAGGAGGCUAAACACACUCAACAAGUGUGCCCUGAUGAGGCUGGAGAUCACUCCUCAGAGAAAACGAAGUGAAGACUCAGAUGAAGAUGAGCCCUGUGCCAUCAGUGGCCGUUGGACCUUCCAACGAGACAGCAAGCGUUGGUCCCGUUUGGACCAGGUAGACCUGGAUGUCUUUACAUCUCCAGUGGGAGAUGCUAUUUCUGCCCCUACCUUCCUCUCUUCCCAGGAUCAGCGCCUGCCUGGGGGUCACCUGCUUCGGGAGAGGGUUAGUGCUAGUGCUGAAAGUGUGCUAACAGAUCUUAGUGAGCAGCCAGAGGUGGGAUCCUUGCACAGUGCUGGAAGUUAUGGUCAUAGAGGAUCACAAAGUAUUACAGUCCCGUCCAGCCCAGCUAACACCAAUUCCAAUGUUGCUACAGCCUCUACGACCCGUGCUAGCUCUGUUGCUAGUGUGUGCUCUUCUGGAACUUCUGGCGCCAAUGAGGAUUCCCUUUCUGAAGGGAUUCCCUCACCGCUUGAACAUGGAACUUUUGCAUUUGAUGCCAGAACCAUCUCCGGAAGUAGUGGAGCCAGUAAAAGCACACGGUCAAGAGCAAAGAGCUUCUUGAAGCGUAUGGAAAGCCUGCGACUGCGUAGUAGCAGUAUGUCUUCAAAGCGUAAAAAGAAAGGUGGAGUCAGCAGUGGAAGGCUAGAGAUUAGCGGUCCAGUGUUGAAGGAAGGUCUGGAUGAGGACAAGCUGAGACAGCUCAACUGUGUCGACAUUGCCACAUUAGAGCACACUGGGACCCACAACCGCAACAUCUCCUACUCCACACAAACGAGCAGUGGAAGCACAGGCAGCAGUCAUUCAGAGACAAGCAGUGGAAGUGCUGUGAGUACCCCCAGUCCAAUCACCAGGGCGCGGAGCCACAGCACGGCAGCCGGCUCGAUAAAACGAGUUGGGAUGUACCUGGAAGGGUUCGACCCGUUCAGUCUUGUUCAGGAAAAUGAGAACCUAGAGAUCCGGAACUGUGGGAGAGGGCCUGACCCGAGCAUGACUGCAGAAAACAACCUACGGAACCGCAAAAAGACUGAUGACAGGCAAGUAGAACAUAAGAGGAUCGAUGAGGAAACUGGAGUGAUAUAUUUUUACCUUCCUGACGGUUACAAACCGGGCACCUUUCCCAAGUCACUUGCCGAUGGGGGUUACUUUCACCGCAGCGACAGCAGGCCUCACCGCAGAUCCUCCUCCUCAUUAGACAGUCGAUUGAGUUUUUAUGACAACAUGCCCUUCCCUGAAAUGGGGGACGAGGAAGAGGAUGAACCAGAGAGAGAGGAGGAAGAGGAGCCAAAGAUCGAGGACGUGCUACAACGAGUGACUGGCUUGCAGCAACUGGUCAGCGCAUGGACAGAAUCAGGGCCUGGAGAAGAAGAGGAAGGAGAUUCGGACUCAGCUUUGGACUCUGCCUCUCCUUGCCCUUCAUCGCCGUUACAGAACCGUUUGAUGGAGACGGAGAACGGAAGUGACCAAGAGAGCACAGGGAACCCGUUAGGCGAGCAGGACGACACAAUCAGUGCAAGAGAGAGACGAGACUCUGGUGUGGGAGCAUCACUCACCCGGGCUAACAGGCCUCAGAAGCUGCGCUGGCCCAGUUUCCAGAACUCACACCGGCCGAGUGUGUCGUCAUCCACCCUGCAGCUCAACUGUCAGUCAGUACUGCAGAUGAAUCUGCUGCAGAAAUACAGCCUGCUGAAACUCACAGCUCUGCUGGAGAAACACACACCAACAAACAAACACGGAUUCAGCUGGGCUGUACCGAAGUUCAUGAAGCGGAUGAAAGUGCGCGACUCGAAGGAGCGGAGUGUGUUUGGUGUGCCGCUGCAGGUGAACGUACAGAGGAGCGGGCAGCCUCUACCACAGGGCAUCCAGCAGGCCAUGCGUUACCUCCGCAACCACGGCCUUGACCAGGUGGGCUUGUUCAGGAAGUCAGGGGUGAAAUCUCGCAUUCAGGCUCUGCGCCAGAUGAAUGAAUCGUGCGGCACAGAAGGGGGCGGAGUUAGCUACGAGGGCCAAUCAGCUUACGAUGUGGCGGACAUGCUGAAACAGUAUUUCAGAGAUCUACCUGAACCGCUGCUCACCAGCAAACUGUCUGACACAUUCCUGCAGAUCUAUCAGUUUAUUCCUGUGGAGCAGCGUUUGCAGGCAGCACGUGCCGCGGUGUGCUUGCUGCCUGAUGAGAGUCGCGACGCUCUGCACACGUUGCUGUGUUUCCUGAGCGACGUCGCGGCGAACGUGAGCGAGAAUCAGAUGACAUGCACUAACCUGGCUGUGUGCCUUGCACCAUCACUGUUUCACCUGAACACGGCGCGCAGGGAUGCCUCCUCGCCCAGAGUGAUGAGCAGGAAGAACCCACUGGGAAAACCAGACCAAAGAGACCUGAACGAAAACCUCGCAGCUACACACGGCCUCACACACAUGAUCCAGGAGUGCAGGAAACUCUUCCAGAUCCCUGAGGAGCUGUCUGGCUGCAGGAACUCGUACAUCGAGCAGGCGUUAAUUCCCCCGCGCAUGGAGGACCUGCUGGACGAGGAGCACAGCUACAGGAUCCUUGUUAAGGACAGUAUGGACGCGCUGCUCAAGGAAGCCAAGGAAAAGUUCAAAGGUUACGACACCUGCUCGACUCCUGAACCUGCUGAACUCGCAUACAAAAAGGUGCACGACGGCUGGUCUCUGCGUCAGUGGAAGGUGUGUGUGGACGUGGCGGCCGGAGCGGAUGAGGUUCUGCAGCGAAUCGUCCGUGAGCAGGACCGAUGGGACGACGAUCUGCUCGAGAGCCGAGUGAUCGAAACACUCGACAACAACACAGAUAUUUAUCAGUACAUCCGCAACAACAUGGCGCCGAAUCCAGCCACCGAUUACGUGGUGCUGAGGUCAUGGGCGACAGACCUCCCUAAAGGUGCGUGUGCGUGUGUGUGUGUGUCGGUGGAGCACGAGGCUGCACCGGUGCUCGGUGUGCGCGCCAAUGUGAUGACAUCACGCUACCUCAUAGAGCCAAGCGGCCUGAACAAGAGCCGCGUCACACACAUCUCCAGAAUAGACCGCAGGGGUCGGUGUCCAGAGUGGUAUAACAAGCUGUACGGCCACCUGUGUGUCUCUGAAUUGGUGCGGAUACGGGACUCGUUCACCUGCCCACUGGACAAAUGAACACACGCGCGCACACACACACACACACACACACACACACACACACGGACAUGAUGAUGAUGAUGAAGAUCCUAUAAAUCACACCCAGGCUUACAAAGACGGCAUGUUGAUCCUUCGAGCUACAGAGAUCAGAGGUCAUGACCUUUGCAUACUAAGAUAAAAGGACACAUGACGGCCUGAAAGACUGGAACAGACACACCUGCUGCUGUGACAUCAUCGAUGAUGUCAUGGAAGGACUUGAAAAGGGGGGGGGAGUUUAGGGUGCUACUGCUUCUGAGAAGCAGUGUGUGUGUGUGUGUGAGAGUGAGAGAGAGAUGUAUGAGUCUGUUGUUGACAAGUGAGACAUAUUCCAUGCACUGGCACCCAAGUACAGAACAGUAUAUACACCUCUACCUGUGCGUGUGCACGUGUCCAUGCCUGCAUGAUUAUUUACAGCUCUUUCACCAUAUCUGUCUAAUAGGAUGGACGGAUGGAGGUUUAUAGAUAAACAAGAGCGAACUGAAUCAUCCGGUGGCUGGAACACCUCGAACAAUUACAGAACGAAUGACGUGUACGUCGGCUGCACCGGUCCGAGCGCGCUAACAAGGACUGCUUUCAGAUCAUCACUUUGCCGAUAUUAACUUGCAUCCCUUUCGUUUAAAGACCUUCCUAACUCCCUAGCUAUGUUAAUAAUGUUAAUGUUGUACAGUCGUUGCUAUGGUUACGUCUUUGAAAAACGCGUGUUCCUUUCGAGUUUAUUUCAAGCAUUUUCGUUUCGAUACACAGAUUCGAUACCGGUUCGGAUUUGACAUUCUCUUCUAUUAGCGGGUUAAAAUUGUACGUGUUUUUCAAUCACACUGAUGAAUAUUUAAAUCAGCAGGUUUGGAUUUGACUUUUUUUUUUUUUCCUUUACCCCCAAUCAGCAGAUUUAGAUUCGGAUUUGAGCUGUUUAAAGAGUCGCAUUCGACAUGCUGUAUUUUGAAUAGUUAUUUACAGUGUGUUUGUCGUCAUGGUUACCGUCGAGCAUAGUUACACCACAGUUAAUAGAGGGAGAUGGUUAGGAAGGCCGGAAGACUUCAAAGGACUAACGCUGUGACAUGUCACGUGACGUUUACCGUGCACACGAACCCUGUUUUGCUAUAGAAAAGAUUAUGCAUGCGAUGUAUUUUUACAGUUUAUUGAGAAUAUUCUACGAAUUUUGGUUUAAAAUCAGCGUUUUCAAACCGCAACAUGCUUAUUCUCCUUCAUAACGGGUGAAGAUCGUUUGAAAGUAGCCUUGAAGAUCGCGAAAACACGAAAAACCAUCGCGAUACGGAGAAGUCUACUCGGUCAGAAGGACAAUCAACUGACUAAACUGGAUAAAUAAACCAAAAUAGAUGAAUUCAGAACUUAUAGCAAACAGAUACGGUCGUACAUUAGCAUGUUGGAGACUGUAUCCCAAAGGCAUCGGAAUAUUUUAGUUAGUAAAGUUUCAUACGUGCGCGAUGCUGCGGCCGGUUCAUUGCUCGACUGGCCGCUUACUCAGAUACUGAUAUUUCCUUUUCCAAACUCUCUUUGUGAUAACAGUUCUCAGUUAUAGUUACUAAUAUUUGAACAAGAUUUCCUUGAUGUUCAGUUAACUACGAGUAAUGAUAAAGACGAUAAUGCGCACCCCGAACUGUCUUACUCGUGCUUCGCUUCUGUGCUUGUUUACAUUUCGCAACAAGAGUAAAGUAGCGCGAAGCUCACUGAAAAUAUUAUGAGCACAAAUUGAAUAACGCCGUGCGUACUUUAAAAGCUACUGGGAUAAUAAAAGGUCCCAAAACAUCGAGUAUCAAUAUUUUAUCUCUUGAAAUCGAAGUAAAAAAAAUCAAAUCUCAGAUGUUUUUUACAAUUUUAGGAUUUUUUGACUUAUACUCAGUUUCGAACUGUUGAAGCUCACCGCUACGAGAUGCCAAAUUGUCCCUUUUUCUCAGAUCACUUGAUUUGAAAGAUUCUGGCUUUUAUUACUCAUCUCAUCUCAUUAUCUCUAGCUGCUUUAUCCUGUUCUACAGGGUCGCAGGCAAGCUGGAGCCUAUCCCAGCUGACUACGGGCGAGAGGCGGGGUACACCCUGGACAAGUCGCCAGGUCAUCACAGGGCUGACACAGACACAGACAACCAUUCACACUCACAUUCACACCUACGGUCAAUUUAGAGUCACCAGUUAACCUAACCUGCAUGUCUUUGGACUGUGGGGGAAACCGGAGCACCCGGAGGAAACCCACGCAGACAACAUGCAAACUCCGCACAGAAAGGCCCUCGCCGGCCACGGGGCUCGAACCCGGACCUUCUUGCUGUGAGGCGACAGUGCUAACCACUACACCACUGUGCCGCCCGCUUUUAUUACUAUUCUUCUUAAAGAAAUAACAACCAGGAAAUCUGGGGCAAAGAUUUUUUUUUGAUAAGCCUUCAGUAUUUGGUUUUGAUUGCCGUAUUGUAAAAUGAUGAUGGUUAGAUCAGCUGCAUUUUCGUUAUUUGUGAGUACAGGAUUUACUUUUUUAUACGAACCUCCUCAACAGCUUCAUGAAAAUGUUCUUCAACCUCUUCAUUCUCUUCCAAAAUGGCCAUUAUAGCUUCAAAAUCGUCCCCGAAUGCGAAAAUGAAGUCAUCAUAACCAGCCGCCAUGUUUGUUGAUACUCAUGUGCACGCUCAGUGUCACGUGACGGUACGGUUCAACCUCAGAAGCGAAACAAUAGAGUGACGCUUUGAAGCUUUGCUGCCUUCCUAACCAUUCCCCUCUAUUAACUAUGGUUACAGCAUAUUGUUGUAAAGCUGUGAUUAAUAACGACUACGUCCUGCAGUCGUGGUGCAAAAUUGGAUCCGUUUUACAGCUGAAAUUUCCUGAUGCACACCGUUUACCUCAGCCGUUUUGUCGAAUAUCGUUUUUAACGUCGUUAAUUUAAUUCCGUUUUGCUUUCAGAUAUUUAUCAGUCAUUUAUCGUACGCUGCAGUUAUUAUUUACUAAAAUUGUAGUUAAAGAAACAGUUCUUGCUGGUGCGCUCGGACGUUUUACGAAAGUAAAACGUUACUGGACCAAAUACUAAGAGAUUUCUCAAACGAUUGAUGGAAAAAAUGAUGGUUGUAUUUAAAAAAAAAGUCGUAAGUGGGAAACAGAAUGAGGAGCUAGUUCGGAGAGGAUCUGCCAUGGUAAAGAGAAAGCUCAAGUUGUAAAGACGAAAGGAAUAAGAAUAAGAAAUGUGAAGGGAGUGUUGGAGAAAGGUGAAGAGGGAUCAGGUUCUCGGAGGGCAGCGUAGCUUUACAGCACAAUAGCAGCGAAGCACAACAUCUCAUCUCAUUAUCUGUAGCCGCUUUAUCCUGUUCUACAGGGUCGCAGGCAAGCUGGAGCCUAUCCCAGCUGACUAUGGGCGAAAGGCGGGGUACACCCUGGACAAGUCGCCAGGUCAUCACAGCGAAGCACAACAUGUUAGUUGUUUAUUUGACUCUGUUUAACUGCGUUCAUGCUAGCAAGCAUGGUGUCGCUUGUGGGCGUGGCCUGUCCAGUGUAAUAUCUGUACGUAUACGCUUUAUCGAAAGACAUCAACUUUGUACAUGCUAACUCUAUUAGCCAUUCACACACUCACCAGAGGCUUGAAUGAUCUCCACUGCUUCCUUCCAAGCUUUAGUUUUCUCCGUAGACAUUUAACGUGAGGUCGUAUAUGACGGGAUAAAACGAAACCAGGAUUAGUUUUACAAAAUUGUUUAGGAACCUGAAGAAACGUUCAGUCACACUGAGCAAUGAUACACUUGGAUUUGUCGUAGCUUAAAGGACAUCUGUCACUUUGUUGCUUGCUAGCAUGAACAUGGAGUUAGCUAAGAAUCACGAAAUCUUCACCUUCCAGCCGCUAGCGAUGCUGUUGGCUCCGCCCCUGUGUGCUGGAGACGCUGACUGUUGCUCUAUCGAACCGAAAUGUUCAAAGGGAUGGAAAGUGACUCUUUUUUUUUCCAUUUUUUGACAGUGUUAAUGUAAAUGAAGUAAUUUUACAAAAGAAAGAAAGAAAAACCUAUUUAUGCUCGUAACUAAAACAGAAAAAUUACAGGUAACAAAAACGCUGCUUGGGAUUUUCUCCACUUAACACUCUCCUCAUUACAUAACUAUCAUUUGGAAAUAUUAAGAAAAAAGAAAAAAAAAGUUACGCCUUUGUACAGAUAAAUUGUCAGUAAUUUGGACAACUUUCGAGAAACGCUUCGCUCUAACGCCGCCUGAUCUGCUCCUGUGCCAUAAACGUGUGUGUACGUUAAGAUAACGCAUGACUGAACGUUAAUUUAAGGCUUUGUGUAUUUAAACAGAUAUAUUGGGAUUUGAUUUUGUAUCUUAUUUUAUUGUAAAUGUUACCGCUUAAAGUUACGGAAGAUGAGAAAAUGGUUUAUCUUUUUUAUAAUUAAUAUUAUUUCUGUACAGAUUAUUCGCAAAGUGCACUAUUAAAGGUAUUAAAAUCAG
This is a messenger RNA of Neoarius graeffei (lesser salmon catfish), 10281 nucleotides long. It is a transcript of the gene dlc1, whose product is annotated as DLC1 Rho GTPase activating protein. Gene Ontology annotation, biological process: actin cytoskeleton organization; regulation of Rho protein signal transduction; signal transduction. The transcript is spliced from 18 exons. The record is from RefSeq and is a predicted model, not a curated record. The coding region runs from base 829 to 5844 and encodes 1671 amino acids. Gene Ontology annotation, molecular function: lipid binding; protein binding; GTPase activator activity. Gene Ontology annotation, cellular component: membrane raft; focal adhesion. NCBI's taxonomy places the organism in Eukaryota, Metazoa, Chordata, Actinopteri, Siluriformes, Ariidae.